AUGUACGCUGAUGUGCAGAACUUCGUGAGAGAAUGCACAGAUUGUGCGUCAGCCAAGGGGCGACCACCGCUUCUCGGUCCGUCGCCAGACAAUAUCGAACCGAGAUAUCCGUUCGAGGUGGUCUCUAUGGAUUUCUUCACUGAGCUACCUGAGUCCGACUUGUUGCUGUUCCAAGAUCAAUUCUCAGGAUAUGUCAUGUGCAAGCCCAUGCGGAAUACCGAAGCCCAAGAAGUUGCUGAGGCAUACGAGGAGUGCGUGCGUAUUCAGAAGAUUUGGGGCGAGUUCAAUGAUCAGACAUGA
This is a messenger RNA of Phytophthora megakarya, 300 nucleotides long. The record is from the annotation of a GenBank genome assembly. NCBI's taxonomy places the organism in Eukaryota, Oomycota, Peronosporomycetes, Peronosporales, Peronosporaceae.